AGUGCUGGAGCUGGUCGCCUCUCGCGCGCAGCGCCGCCUGCCCGCCUCCCAGCCUGGUCCCCGCGCUGCGCUCCCGCCCUCCCACCCCGCCUCGCCCUGCCCCGCCGCGGCCCGUCCACUGCUCCCCGCGGGCCCGAGCCGGCCGAGCGGCUGCCCGCCGGGGAUCUGAACGGCGCGGCGGGGCCGGGAGCCGAGGGACCCGCGGAGGGGACCGGCGGCCCCGGACGGCUGCCGGAGGGGUGGCCGUGCGUGGAUGCGGCGGGAGCUGGAAGCCUCGAGCAGCCGGCGCCUUCUCUGGCCCCGGGCGCCCUAUGGCUUGAAGAGCCGUGCCACCCAGUGGCCCCACUGCCCCAAUGGAUCCACUGAACCUGUCCUGGUAUGAUGAUGAUCUGGAGAGGCAGAACUGGAACCGGACCUUCAAUGGGUCAGAAGGGAAGGCAGACAGGCCCCACUACAACUACUAUGCUAUGCUGCUCACCCUCCUCAUCUUUAUCAUCGUCUUUGGCAAUGUGUUGGUGUGCAUGGCUGUAUCCCGAGAGAAGGCUCUGCAAACUACCACCAACUACCUGAUAGUCAGCCUCGCUGUGGCUGAUCUUCUGGUGGCCACACUGGUUAUGCCCUGGGUCGUCUACCUGGAGGUGGUGGGUGAGUGGAAAUUCAGCAGGAUUCACUGUGACAUCUUUGUCACUCUGGAUGUCAUGAUGUGCACAGCAAGCAUCCUGAACCUGUGUGCCAUCAGCAUCGACAGAUACACAGCUGUGGCCAUGCCCAUGCUGUAUAACACACGCUACAGCUCCAAGCGCCGAGUUACUGUCAUGAUCGCCAUCGUCUGGGUCCUGUCCUUCACCAUCUCCUGCCCACUGCUUUUUGGACUCAACAACACAGACCAGAAUGAGUGUAUCAUUGCCAACCCUGCCUUUGUGGUCUACUCCUCCAUCGUCUCAUUCUACGUGCCCUUCAUCGUCACCCUGCUGGUCUAUAUCAAAAUCUACAUCGUCCUUCGCAAGCGCCGGAAGCGGGUCAACACCAAGCGCAGCAGCCGAGCUUUCAGAGCCAAUCUGAAGACACCACUCAAGGGCAACUGUACCCACCCUGAGGACAUGAAACUCUGCACCGUUAUCAUGAAGUCUAAUGGGAGUUUCCCAGUGAACAGGCGGAGAAUGGACGCUGCCCGCCGAGCUCAGGAGCUGGAAAUGGAGAUGCUGUCAAGCACCAGCCCCCCAGAGAGGACCCGGUAUAGCCCCAUCCCUCCCAGUCACCACCAGCUGACUCUCCCAGAUCCAUCCCAACACGGCCUACAUAGCAACCCCGACAGUCCUGCCAAACCAGAGAAGAAUGGGCAUGCCAAGAUUGUCAACCCCAGGAUUGCCAAGUUCUUUGAGAUCCAGACCAUGCCCAAUGGCAAAACCCGGACCUCCCUUAAGACGAUGAGCCGCAGAAAGCUCUCCCAGCAGAAGGAGAAGAAAGCCACUCAGAUGCUUGCCAUUGUUCUCGGUGUGUUCAUCAUCUGCUGGCUGCCCUUCUUCAUCACGCACAUCCUGAAUAUACACUGUGACUGCAACAUCCCACCAGUCCUCUACAGCGCCUUCACAUGGCUGGGCUAUGUCAACAGUGCCGUGAACCCCAUCAUCUACACCACCUUCAACAUCGAGUUCCGCAAGGCCUUCAUGAAGAUCCUGCACUGCUGAGUCUGCCCCUUGCCCGCACAGCAGCUGCUUCCCGCCUCCCUGCCUAGGCAGGCCAGACCUCAUCCCUGCAAGCUGUGGGCAGAAAGGCCCAGAUGGACUUGGCCUUCUCUUGACCCUGCAGGCCCUGCAGUGUUGGCUUGGCUCGGUGCCCCUCUCUGCCCACACACCCUCAUCCUGCCAGGGUAGGGCCAGGGAGACUGGUAUCUUACCAGUUCUGGGGUUGGACCCAUGGUUUAGGGUAGCUCACAGAGUGCCCCUUUCACAUCCAGACCCUGUCUCCUUGGCACCAAAGAUGCAGCGGCCUUCCUUGACCUUCCUCGAGGGCACCGAAACUAGCUCAGUGGUCAAGCACACGUUGAUUGUUGACUUGGCCCAGCCAUUGCUUGCCUGUGUUGGAUCAGAUUGUGGGAGAGAGGGACAGUUCUUACUUUACAGGGACCACAUAGGAAAGCAGGGAACACGCCAAGGCCUCCAGACAAUGUCAGUGUCUGGAGACACACAUAAACACCAGGUAGCUCCACGGACCCCAGAGAAACUGAGGCUGAAAAUCUGUUUUUCACUCCAACUCUAGUGUGAGUCCCUACUUUUCAUAGCAGUGGGUAUUGCUGUGUCCUACCUUGUUAUAGCAUCCCAUGGGAUUUCUAUACCCUUUGGGGGAAAACAACUCUAAUUCUUAAGGGCCCCAAGAGAGACUGUAAGGAGAAAAAUAGCUGAUCUCCCUCUACCCUCCAACCCACUCUGCCACUUCUUGACAUACCUUGGACGUAUCCAUUCCCCACAGCAAAUGUUGGCCAGCCUGGGAAGUUGGGCCUUGGACCAGUGUUGGAGCUGAAGUUGGAGGUGGUAACUUGGGGCUCUAUGGCGGGGGUUGUUGACAUCUUCUCUCUCCCAUGUCUCUUCCUUCCCAGUGCCUCUGUCUUAGAGGAGGCUGUGGACAGGGGUGCUGGGGCUCCUGAUACUUUUAGGCCUGGCCCUGAGUGAGGGGGGGAAGCUGCAGCCUGGAGGGUUCUGGACUCCAACUCUGUAACAUCACUAUACAUGCACCAAACCAAUAAAACCUUGACAAGAGUCAU
This is a messenger RNA of Arvicanthis niloticus (Nile rat), 2761 nucleotides long. NCBI's taxonomy places the organism in Eukaryota, Metazoa, Chordata, Mammalia, Rodentia, Muridae. The record is from RefSeq and is a predicted model, not a curated record.